Molecule: messenger RNA, 1009 nt
Organism: Cheilinus undulatus (humphead wrasse)
Lineage: Eukaryota; Metazoa; Chordata; Actinopteri; Labriformes; Labridae
Product: immunoglobulin lambda-1 light chain-like
Exons: 4
Coding region: 93-815 (240 amino acids)
Source: RefSeq, a predicted model, not a curated record
UAAAUUGCUCCUCCAGCUCCUCCUCUCCUCAUCCUCCAAAGCCUCUCUCCACUCUCCAAGUCACAAGGCCAUUCUCAGCACACACUGACAACAUGCUGUGGACUCUGCUCUCUCUCAUCACUGCUCUAACAUGUGUGAGUGCUGUGACGCUGGUGACACAGAAGACUCCUGUUGUGACUGUGAGGAGAGGAGAGACCGCCACCAUGGACUGUAACCUGGGGACCGUGACUAAUCCUGCUCGCUGGUACAAACAGAUUCUUGGAGGAGUUCCUCAGUUUAUACUGUAUAACUAUCACAGCCGGAGCUCUCCAGUGUAUGGCUCUGGUUUCUCCUCUCCAAAGUUCACAUCCACUCAUCAGUCACAAUCAGAUUAUCGAUUGAUCAUCAGCACUGUGGAGGAGGGAGACUCAGCAGUUUAUUACUGUAAAACAUGGGAUGACUCUGCUAAGCAGUACGUAUUCGGACAAGGAACCAAGCUGAUUGUGACAAGCUCCAGCCUCCCUCCUCCUGUCCUCACAGUCUUCCCUCCGUCCAGCGCUGAGCUCCAGUCCAACAAAGCCUCUCUGGUGUGUCUGUCCUCUCAGUCCGUCCCAUUUGCAGAUGUGGUCUGGUUGUCUGCUGGGAGUCCAGUGAGCGCUGGGAUCUCUACCAGCACGGCUGUUCAGCAACCAGACCAGACUUUCCACAUCAGCAGCUCUCUGUCCAUCCAGACGUCAGACUGGAGCAUGGACAGGGUUUACACGUGUCGAGUGUCUGUGGGCUCCCAGAGCUCAGAGAAAACCAUCAACAAGUCUCAGUGUCUCACUGAAGAAUAGUAGAGGAGCAGAGGGAGCGUUUCUAAUCUGCUUCUUUACUCUUUGUGCUGUUUGCUCAUUACAAGGUUCACAUGCUGCUAAAGAUGAGUCUGCAUGCUUGGAAUAAAUGUUGUGACAGUUAGGUGGAGGUGUUGGAUCGGCUUUGCAAAUGCUGCUUUUCUCAAGAAAUACUCAAUAAAAAAUAUAAAACCCUC